Candidozyma auris is the source of this 1122-nucleotide messenger RNA. It is a transcript of the gene OGG1, whose product is annotated as 8-oxoguanine glycosylase OGG1. Lineage: Eukaryota; Fungi; Ascomycota; Pichiomycetes; Serinales; Metschnikowiaceae. The transcript has a single exon. Gene Ontology annotation, molecular function: 8-oxo-7,8-dihydroguanine DNA N-glycosylase activity; damaged DNA binding. The coding region runs from base 1 to 1122 and encodes 373 amino acids. Gene Ontology annotation, biological process: base-excision repair, AP site formation; base-excision repair; nucleotide-excision repair. The record is from RefSeq and is a predicted model, not a curated record. Gene Ontology annotation, cellular component: nucleus.
AUGACUGCCAACCUUCUUUGGAAACUGAUACCCCUUUCCCCUGUCGAAUUAUCACUCGCUCGUGUUCUACGUUGUGGCCAAACAUUUCGCUGGAAAAAUGUGGAUUCCGUUUGGAGCUUCACCGCUAACGGCCAGAUUAUCCUCUUGAAGCAAGACUCAAGUCAUUUACACUACGCAUGCAUACUUCCAGACGAUCAGUCCCUGUCAAGCGGUAUAUCAAAAGCAUACGAGACAACAAGAGAAUUUAUUCAUGACUAUUUCAAUCUAAAUGUGAAACUUAAGGAACUCUACGCGCAAUGGGCAGAGGUCGAGCUCAAGUACAGAUCAAAGAGCAGAGCGGUUUCUUUUGCCACUUUUCCUGGAAUUAGAAUCUUGAGACAGGAUCCAUGGGAGACGGUAGUGCUGUUUAUCUGCUCGUCGAAUAACAAUGUCAAGAGAAUCUCUAAAAUGUGUGAUGCUUUAUGCCAAGAGUUUGGUACUUACAUCAAUGACUAUGAUGACCAUGCAUAUUUCACUUUUCCGGAGCCUGCUGCUCUCGCAGGCCCAGACGUGGAACAAAAGCUAAGAGAUCUCGGAUUUGGUUACAGAGCGAAGUACAUCAAUCAAACUGCAAAGCUUUUCAUGAACCCUGAGAUUCCUGAAAUCACCAUGGAGACGUUGCAUGCGCAGAGGCAGAAGAGCUAUGAAGAUGCCCACGAGUAUCUUCUUCAGCUCUCAGGUGUGGGCCCUAAAGUUGCUGAUUGCAUCUGCCUCAUGGCAUUGGAUAAGCACGAUGUAGUGCCAGUUGAUACACAUGUUUUGCAGAUCGCUACUCGAGAUUACAAGUACAAAGGGCCGAAGACUAUGAACAAGGUUUCGUAUCAUCAGGUUCGUCUUCAUCUACAGAAGUUGUUUGGGAAGUAUGCUGGGUGGGCCCAACUGGUCAUGUUCGCUGCUGACCUUUCGGAUUUGAAUAAUGGAAUCAACCAAAAGGACGGCGUAAGAGUUAAACAUGAAGUAAAAAUAGAACAAGAUCCUUCGACGAAAUCGGAGGAUGCCAGCGUCAAAGCGGAGACUAUAGAGAUUUCUACCGAGCUUGCGUCCAGUGGGCCAAAACUCAAAAGAAUCAAAGUUGAAGCUUAA